Schistosoma turkestanicum is the source of this 1221-nucleotide messenger RNA. The record is from the annotation of a GenBank genome assembly. NCBI's taxonomy places the organism in Eukaryota, Metazoa, Platyhelminthes, Trematoda, Strigeidida, Schistosomatidae.
AUGGUAAUGAAGAAACGUCACACUAGUACAUCUUUCCGUAAUGAUGGCAAAGAACAUAGUUGUGGAUUUUCACAUUCAAAUGCUCAAUGUACAAUUCAAGAAGAAUGUGAUCGUGUUUCAUUGAUUCGAACAACAAGUGUUAGAUCAUCGGUAGAUUUUCCUCCAAAUAUAGAUGAGAAAGAUUUAGAAGUUUUAGAAGAAAUUGGUAGUGGGGCGUUUGGUAGAGCUAUAAAAGUGAAACAUCGACAAUCGAAUCGUUUAUUAGUUUUGAAAGACGUGAUUGAACAAAAUAAAGCAAUUGAAGAAAGUAUUAUACGUGAGGUUUCACUUCUUCAACAUUUGAAACAUACAAAUAUUUUAACAAUUAUUGGUGUAGUUAUUCGAAAUAGACAAUUUUGUCUUAUAACUGAAUUCAUUGAAAAAGGAAGUUUACAUGCUUUAUGCUUAGAUAGAAUAAAAUAUCCAUUUGAUUGGAUUAAAAUAACAACAUUUGGUCGUGAUAUUGCAUCAGGAAUGGCCUAUUUACAUAAACACGAUGUGAUACAUCGAGAUUUAACUACUCGUAAUUGUUUUGUACGACAAGAUGAUUCUGUAGUGGUGGCUGAUUUUGGAUUGUCAAAAUUAGUUCAAUCAAUUCCAUCUUGUAAACAGAAAACAGAAGAGAAAAUUUCUGACCAAUCAACAAUAAAUAAUUCCGUUCAAGAUAUUUCAAAUAACACUGAUGCUGUUGAACGUCACCUGAGUCCUCAUCGUCUUAGACGUCAUCAUGGAUAUAAUCAUCCAAGAAGACAUACUGUAGUUGGUAGUCCUUAUUGGAUGGCACCAGAAAUGUUAGCUGGUCAACCAUAUGAUAAUGCAGUGGAUGUUUAUUCAUUCGGUACAAUUAUGUGUCAAUUAAUACUACGUACUGAUGCUGAUCCUGACUGUUUAAUACGUAAUGCAAAAACUUUAUGCAUUGAAAUGAAUGAAUUAAUGAAGCUGGAUCAUUUUCCUAUUAAUACACCUACAAUAUUAUUAAAUAUGACUAGUCAAUGUAUUUCAUUAGAUUCUAGGAAUAGACCUUGUUUCGAUUCAUGUGUUGGAUCACUUGAACAAUGUUUACUAUACUUACUCUCUGGACAUCAAUCAAAACAAGUGAUCAUUGGAAAUUCCGCUGAAACUACUUCCACCAACAAUAGUAACAACAACAAUGCAAACAUGCUCGAUUCAUCAGGAUCUUAA